AUGACCUCGGAGCAACCGACGCAAGAGCUGCGCCACGUCGCUGCCAGCGAAGCCCAGCGCCUCGUCCAAGACAUCCUCCAAGGCAACGGCGUCGGUGCCGAAAACGCCGCCAUCAUCGCCCGAGGUCUCAUCGCGGCGGACCUCCGGGGCGUCGACACGCACGGCAUGAACCGCAUCCCGUCCUACAUGGAGCGGAUCCGGCAGGGCGUCCUCGACGCGACCGCCACGCCGACGGUCACGCCCGUGACGCCCGUGGUGGCGCAGGUCGACGGGCGCAACGGGUUCGGGUUCCUGGCGGCGCACGCGGGCAUGGCGGCGUGCAUCGCGUCGGCGCGGACGUACGGCAUCGGCAUGGCCAGCGUCAAGCACUCGAACCACUUUGGCAUGAGCGCCUGGAUCGUGCAGCAGGCGCUCGACGCCGACAUGAUGAGCCUCGUCUUCACCAACUCGAGCCCGGCGCUGGCGCCCUGGGGCGGCCGCAGCAGCCUGAUUGGCGUGUCGCCGCUGGCGUGCGGCGCGCCCGGCCGCGACCCGUCGUCGCACUUCAUCCUCGACAUGGCGCCGUCUGUCGCCGCGCGCGGCAAGAUCUACAAGGCCAAGCGGCGCGGCGAGCGCAUCCCCGCCGACUGGGCGCUCGAUGCCGGGGGCCGCCCGACGGACGACCCCGCGGCGGCGCUGGGCGGCGUGAUGUUGCCGAUGGGCGGGCCCAAGGGUUCCGGCCUGGCGGUCAUGAUGGAUGUCUUUUCCGGCGUCUUGUCCGGGUCGGCGUUUGCGGGGCAUGUGACGGGGCCGUAUGAUCCGUCCAGGCCGGCUGACGUUGGGCACUUUUUGCUGGCGAUGAAGCCGGAUCUGUUUAUGAGCCUGGAUGAGUUCCGCGACCGUAUGCAGUAUCUGUACGAUAGGGUUACGGGGUCGGAAAAGGCGGCCGGCGUGGAGAGGAUCUACUUUCCGGGCGAGCUGGAGCAGUUGGCGCAGAGGGAGCGUGAGAAGACGGGUAUCCCGCUCGUCCAGGCCGAGAUUAAUGCUUUAAAUGCUGAAGCAGAAAAGGUAUCAGCAGCACCACUGGUUACUCUGUAA
This is a messenger RNA of Cordyceps militaris CM01, 1077 nucleotides long. RefSeq names its product malate dehydrogenase. Lineage: Eukaryota; Fungi; Ascomycota; Sordariomycetes; Hypocreales; Cordycipitaceae. The transcript has a single exon. The record is from RefSeq and is a predicted model, not a curated record. Gene Ontology annotation, molecular function: oxidoreductase activity. The coding region runs from base 1 to 1077 and encodes 358 amino acids.